Molecule: messenger RNA, 489 nt
Organism: Capsella rubella
Lineage: Eukaryota; Viridiplantae; Streptophyta; Magnoliopsida; Brassicales; Brassicaceae
Product: putative pectinesterase 11
Exons: 4
Coding region: 1-489 (162 amino acids)
Biological process (GO): cell wall modification
Molecular function (GO): pectinesterase activity
Source: RefSeq, a predicted model, not a curated record
AUGAGAACGUCGGCGACAGAGAAAUCAGGGUUUACAUUCUUGGGAUGCAAGUUAACCGGAUCAGGCUCGACCUAUUUGGGAAGACCAUGGGGAGCUUAUUCUAGGGUUGUCUUUGCUUAUUCCUUCUUCUCCAACGUCGUCGCACCUCAAGGCUGGAACCAAUGGGGAGACUCAACCAAACAAAAUACUGUAUAUUAUGGUGAAUACAAAUGUUAUGGUCCUGGAGCAGACAGGGGACAAAGGGUGAAAUGGUCGAAACAACUAUCGGACGACGAAGCAACUGGCGAUCAAAACGGUGCUGAGUUAGUGACGUGGUGGCGAGCGAGGCUUUUGGGUCAUGGCGGUGCUCUUGCUUCUUCUUCUUCUUCUUCUUCUUCUUCUUCUUCCCUUCUAGGUACCGCUCUAUCUCUUCUUGUUACUCAGACUUGGAAUUUUCCUCUUGGUCUUGUUCUUGUUGAUCUCUUUGGUGUCUUAGCUUUCAGUUCCUGA